Molecule: messenger RNA, 1701 nt
Organism: Scedosporium apiospermum
Lineage: Eukaryota; Fungi; Ascomycota; Sordariomycetes; Microascales; Microascaceae
Exons: 3
Coding region: 1-1701 (566 amino acids)
Source: RefSeq, a predicted model, not a curated record
AUGAACAUCCCCCACGGCCAAGUGGGGGCUUCUCACCUCACUGUUACCGCAGCGUCAACAAUUUCACCAGCUGGGUGCUAUGACGCGAUGUCUCAGAGGAAUGAGGAAUCCUCUUUCGAGGAUUUUCAGGCGGAACGUCGUCGUCAGCUUCGCCUGCAGAGGGACCGCGAAGAGCGCGAAUUGAGAUAUGAAAUCGAGGGCGCAACCAGAGUCGCACACCAAAGGUUCCUGGCCAGAAAACAAAACGCAGACGCCGGGACCGUGCAGAGCCGACCAGCAGAAGACGGGCAGAACCUGCCGACAGAGGACAAGAUUACGGAAGAUGAACCCAGUCAACAAGAGCGGAAACCAAACGAACAUCGUGCCAAUCUAAAUCCACAGAGCGGCCCCAACACCCGACAAGAAUGGGACGAAUACUUGCGCGCGAGGGCAGCAAUGACGCCGGCAGAGGUCGAGGAAGAAAUGCGAUGUCAAUGCGUGGACCACUGGCGGCAAGUGUCCGAAGGCAUCGACCUGGUGGAAAUGGCCCUCGAAGACCCGGACGCUGUCGAACGUUCCACCGGCCUUUCGGGCACUCUACUUGGGCGUGAGCCAUGGAGGAAGGAUGAGUUUCGCUUCGCCGCCAAGCUGCUUGGGUAUGGCGAAGAUUUUCGGUACGGGGAACGGCUUGUCGAACGGCACUCGCACGAGUCGCCCGACAGGGCCUUCAUAUCGCCCGAGGUCUGCAAAUUUUUCAUCUGUGAUCGACGCGUUCCGAAAGGCGAGACGACCGUAGAUGAUUUGUAUGCCGAGCAGUUGCGUCUCGAGGCCGAGAACGAUCCACUUGAGAGGGCGAGGGAGGCGGUGAGGACGGAGAGUGACAAGAUACUCAGGCACAGGGCCCGGCUGUUCCUCGCCGAGCUCGAGGCAGCUGCGGAGAGAGGUGAGAAAGCGAAGCCAGCGGAGAUUUGGGAGCGCUUGAAGCCUAAGAGGCCACGUUGGAUCCAGGCAUUAGUUGAAACCUGGACAGGUUUUGGCUUCGUGUUCUAUAAAUCCAAGGAAGCUCGUGCCCGGCCCGAUGCCUUGGGGAGAUGGAUGCGCAUUUUCAAUGAUAUGGAAAGGACCGACAACUUUGGAGGGUACCGUACUUGUUUUGAUGGCAGAAAGGCUGUAACGGAUGGGUUUCUUCUCAAGCAUUGUAUAGACGCCGUCUGGAUCGAAGAUGAACUGUCAGAAGCAGAUCCAUCUUCGUUACGGUCGCAUUUUAAGAGUCGUCGAGAAGAAAUUUCUUCCACGAAGCCAGGUUUCUUGUCCAAUACCUUUGUAGUCGUAACAUCGGACUGCGUGCCCUCCGAACUCGAACAUCAUGACCCCCAACCUAUCGAUGAAUUCGUCUACUCUGAUGAAGAGACAGAUGAGGAGAACCCUCCAAUAAGAUGGAGCGCAAAUAACGUAGAACCCGACGAUGUUCCGACCAUGUUCGUAUGGGCAUAUGACCCAGAUUGGGAGCCUCCGUCCCCAGGGGCCGCUUCCGACGAGGACGGAUACGAGGGCCGUGUGAAGGUCCAAAUUAGAUCUCUAUGUUCUUGGUUUUACUCGGCAAGGAUGGAAGGAAUACAUGAUAUGAAGAGUCUUUGGCGCAAGGCGCAACGGCAUCAUGAGAAAGUUUGGGUGUGUGAGGCUCAGUUCCUCAACAGAUCGGAGCCUACGUCACUUAUCUAG